AUGGACACCGUCAACUGGGAUAUCAACGAGGCGCUCAAAAAUUAUAUGAGCGAUCCCUCGACAAUCCAAACGCCCGAGGCCGAUAGCGCGCUUGUCGAUUGCGAGAAUGACCCCGAGUCAUUGCUGGACAACGGGCUGAUUAACUCGGUGCUGAAUCCUAUUGUCGAUGCGGUCGCCGAGAGCCCGGACGCCAUUACGCGCAGUCAUAUCUUUGAUUCAUUACAAUUUUUGUUAAAGUGUGCACCCAUUUUUCCUCACCCCUCAUUGUCCUUCCCUUAUGGCGCAGAAGACGGUCCGCUGUUGGCAGCGGACUGUCCAACGCAUUCUUCGGCCACUAAGGACAAGGACAUACACAGUCGUUUACGGGACUCUGAUUCUGAACUCGUCAAAAAAUCCAGGUACACGUCGUAUUUGUCAACCCAUGCCCUCAGCAAGUUGUUCGAUCUGAUCACUUCCGGCCUGGGCGCCGAGGCCGACGUUGUUCACCAUGACCUCGAAUCGGACGAGCAGGAAUUGAUCCCCGCCCACAAACAACUUCUCGAAAUGUAUGGAUUCCUACUUCAGUGGACACUUACCGCCGCAGAAGCAAAAGCCGCCGAGAAGUCAUCUACCACAGUGCCCGCCCGCGGUCGGGGCAAACCGAAAUCCAAGACCGGCCCUGGCCAAGAUGGGACCUGGGACUCUGUCCGCCAGCUGGAGACUGCCCUCUCGACCAUGUGCAAGGUUUUGCGCCUGAAGUUAGGGAAGAUCUUUAUCACGACUUCAGAGCGCGACACGUUCAUUGGUCUGCUCACUCGCCCGGUCUACAUGAUCCUCGAAAGCGAGCAGCGGGUCAAGAACACCAGCAUCCGCAUGCAUGCCUUCAAAGUGCUCUGCAUGGCUGUCAAGCAUCAUGGCCAUGGAUACGCCGCCCAAGUAUCUAUCGUGCAGAAUUUGACCUACUUCGAGCACCUAUCCGAACCUAUGGCUGAAUUCCUCCAUAUCCUUGCAGAACAAUAUGACUAUCCGCAACUGGCCGAUGAGGUCUUGCGUGAGCUCAGUAACAAGGAGUUCAACAGCAAUGAUACCAAAGGGCCCAAGUCCGUGUCGGCAUUCAUGAUUCGGUUGUCGGAACUGGCUCCCAGGCUAGUCAUCAAGCAGGUUACCUUGUUGGCCAAGCAGCUAGACAGCGAAUCCUAUACGCUUCGCUGCGCGCUUAUUGAAGUUUUCGGCAACAUGCUUGCUUAUUUGAGCAAGUCUGAGGAACGCGGAGAGAACCAUAAGAGCCAAAUGAACGCCUUCUUCGAUGUCCUCGAGGAACGUUUCCUCGAUAUCAACCCCUACUGCCGCUGCCGAACGAUCCAGGUCUACAUUAAACUAUGCGAACUCGACCAGAAGUUCCCGAAACGGCGUCAGCGCGCUGCCGAAUUAGCCUGCCGCAGCCUCAUGGACAAGAGCAGCCAUGUGAGGAGAAAUGCUAUCAAGUUACUUGCGACACUCAUCCGGACACACCCUUUCACGGCUUUGCACGGCGCGCAGCUGGCUAGGAAAGACUGGCAGGAGCGGCUGGAGAGAGUCGAAGCUGAGCUGAACGUGCUCAAGCCUCCUCCUGAGGCCGCGGGUCUUGAAGGCGACAAGGCUAACACCUCGGCUGACCAGGGAUUGUUAGAUGAUGCCACUCAGGUCGAUUCUCCCAAGAAGCGGCUCGAGGAUAUGACCGAGGAAGAGAAGAUAGAGGCGGUCCGCAAGGCUCAGGAGCAGGCCGCCACAUCCGAGGCGAUCGAGAAGCUUACCCUGACAAAGCGCUACUACACCGAGGCGCUGAAGUUCAUCGAUGUUCUACACGAGGCUACCCCUGUCAUCUGCCAGCUUCUCGGAUCAAAGAACAAGAGCGAAGUCAUUGAGGCCAUGGACUACUUCGAGAUCGGCGAUGCCUACAAUAUCGAGCAGAACAAGAUCGGUAUCCGGAAGAUGCUCAGGCUGAUCUGGACCAAGGGCAGCAGCGACGAAGGCAAGGGGGUGCAAACACAUCUGAUUGAGUGCUACAAGCGGCUAUUCUUCGAAGCUCCUGACAGCUUCAGCCCGAACGACGCCGCCAACUACAUUGCCCGCAACAUGAUUAGCUUGACCUUCGGUGCUACUCCCGCCGAAUUGACCUCUCUCGAGCAGCUUCUGCACCUGAUGAUGAAGCAGGGCAUGAUUCCUGACCUCGUCAUCGCUAAGCUGUGGCAGGUCUACGGCGUGCAGAGGCGGGAGAUCUCCAAGAAGCAACGUCGUGGUGCCAUCAUUGUCCUCGGAAUGCUUGCCACAGCUAGUCCCGAGAUCGUGGUUGGCGAAAUGGAGACCAUGCUACGAAUUGGCUUGGGCGCCCAUGGUCGUGCGGAUCUUCAGCUCGCCAAGUACACAUGCAUCGCGCUACGCCGGAUCAACCCUACUAGCCGCCAGACCGAGAAGGGCUCGACGACUACAUUCUCCCGGUUGCCCAAUGAUCAUGCGGUUUUGGUCAAGCUUGCUGCCAUCACUGAAGUUCCAACGGACAACAAGGAAUGGUAUGGUGUGGCUGAGCAGGCAAUCAAUGCAAUCUACGCACUAUCCAAGCAUCCCGAUGUUCUCUGCUCAGAGAUAAUCCGCCGCAAGACUAGGGCGGUGUUCGCUCGAUCGACCCAACAGGAGCCCUCUCGUCCUAGUUCUCGCGAUGAGAUGCAGAUCGAACCUAGCCAAGCUCCUACCUUGGAUGGCGCAGACUCUACCGUUCCAGCAUCUCAAGCAAGCCCUACCAAGCGCCAAAACAGCAAAGAAAGUGUCAUUGGCUUGUCCCAACUGCUCUUCAUUGUUGGCCACGUUGCCAUAAAGCAGAUCGUUCACCUCGAGCUCUGCGAGCUCGACUUCAAGCGCCGUAAGCAAGAGAAGGAUAAGGAGAAGGCCAAGGAUCGGCAUUCCCUUGGUGCCAGCACCUCCUCUCGCCGGGGAGGCGGUCAGAACAAGUCUAAGCAACAACAGCAACAAGAACAAGAGGACAACGAGCUUGACAUGAUUGGUGGUACGACAGAGGACGACUUCACUGAAGCCAUGGCCCAUAUCCGCGAACGCGAGCUGCUCUUCGGCCCCCAGUCGCUGCUGGCCCAGUUCGGCCCAAUGGUCAGCGAGAUCUGCGCCAACAACACGGUCUACAAGGACCGCAACCUCCAGCAGGCCGCCACUCUCUGCCUGGCAAAGCUGAUGUGUGUCUCAUCCGAGUACUGUGAAGCCAAUCUGCCGCUACUCAUCACUAUCAUGGAGCGCUCUCCCGAUCCGACAGUCCGCUCCAACGCUGUCAUCGCCCUUGGCGACAUGGCCGUAUGCUUCAACCACCUCAUCGAUGAGAACACCGACUUCCUGUACCGCCGCCUGGCUGACCCUCAGCCCAUGGUCAAGCGCACGUGCUUGAUGACGUUGACCUUCUUGAUCUUGGCCGGCCAGGUCAAGGUGAAGGGCCAGCUAGGCGAGAUGGCCAAGUGCCUCGAAGACGAGGACAAGCGCAUUGCCGACCUCGCGCGCAUGUUCUUUACCGAGCUCAGCACCAAAGACAAUGCAGUGUACAACCACUUCGUCGACAUGUUCAGCUUGCUGUCGGCUGACGAGCGAAUCGAUGAAGAGGCGUUCCGUCGUAUCGUGCGGUUCUUGCUUGGUUUUGUUGAGAAGGAUAAGCACGCUAAGCAGUUGGCAGAGAAGCUUGCUGCUAGGCUGGCCAGGUGCGAGACGGAGCGCCAGUGGAACGAUGUCGCCUUUGCGCUGGGCUUAUUGCAGCAUAAGAACGAGGAAAUUAACAAGCUGGUUGCAGAGGGAUUUAAGAUGGUUCAGGCACCGGCGUAA
This is a messenger RNA of Thermochaetoides thermophila DSM 1495, 3831 nucleotides long. RefSeq names its product putative condensin complex protein. Gene Ontology annotation, cellular component: condensed chromosome, centromeric region; nucleus. Gene Ontology annotation, molecular function: histone binding. The transcript has 2 exons. Gene Ontology annotation, biological process: mitotic cell cycle; mitotic chromosome condensation; meiotic chromosome condensation. The record is from RefSeq and is a predicted model, not a curated record. NCBI's taxonomy places the organism in Eukaryota, Fungi, Ascomycota, Sordariomycetes, Sordariales, Chaetomiaceae. The coding region runs from base 1 to 3831 and encodes 1276 amino acids.